CUCGAAGGUCCGGCCGCUUUUACGCUUCCGUUGCCGCAUUCUGGAAAGGCCGCUGCGCCCUUGAGAGGCUCCCGUGCCGAGCCCGCUACGCCGCUUCCGUAGAGGAGCUCCGCUUAUUCCCUACCGAAAGUUACGGCGGCGGAUGCGGGGCGGCGCGGCCGAGGGACGCAAACGGCGUAGCGGUGGGACGGAGACCCCCGGCCGAAGGCGACCCGGGACGAGAGCGGGAUCUGUUCCCAGAUGGAUGGUGAUCCCUGAAUCCCCUUCGACCGCUGCCAGCCUUUGAGUACCUCUCCAUAUAAACCAAGACUUCACCAUGUGGCACAAGGCCCUGUGUGUGGCUGUGCUGGCCUUGGCCACCGGCUACGUCUUCUGGCUGGACCCAACUUGGCCAGAUUUCCUGUGGGAGCAUCUCUUGGACCCCUUCUUGUACCAACUUCAGGGGGACUUGGGGUCUCCAGAAAGCAGCAUGGCAGAGGCCUGGGAUGCCCUCAUCACCCGGCCAGCCAAGCAAUGGAGCAGAGUCGCUGUGGGGGUCAACGCUUGCGUGGACGUGGUGCUGUCCGGGGUGAAGCUGCUGCAGGCCCUCGGCUUCCGCGGUGAGGCUGGGAAAGACCAUUCGGUCUUGCGUUCCGCUGCCGAACUGGAAGAAGCCUUCCUUCAUUUUAUGGGGAAGGGCGCUGCUGCAGAACGUUUCUUCAACGACGCGGAUGCCUUCCACCGCAUCGCGCAAAUGGCGUCCAGUUAUCCUGGCGCACAGUUGUAUGUUGGAGGAAAUGCCGCGCUCAUUGGCCAGAAAAUUGCAUCUCAUCCAGACUUAAAGGUUCUACUUUGUGGCCCAAUUGGGCCCAAACUUCACGAAUUGCUUGACGAGAAUGUAAUGGUCCCUCCAGAAUCACUUCAAGAAUUAGAUGAAUAUCAUCUCAUCUUGGAAUACCAAGCAGGUGAAGAAUGGGGAGAGCUGAGAGCUCCCAACGCCAACCGAUUCAUCUUCUCCCAUGACCUGUCCAACGGGGCCAUGAACAUGCUAGAAGUAUUCGUGUCCAGCCUGGAGGAAUUUCAGCCAGACCUGGUGGUGCUCUCAGGGUUCCAUAUGAUGGAAGGACAGAACAGAGAGCUACGCCAGAGGAGGCUCCGAGAGGCCGUCGCUUCCAUUUCUGACAUUCCCACCGACGUCCCAAUCCAUCUGGAAUUAGCCGGUAUGACCGACCCAGACCUCAUGAGAGACAUAAUUCACCAGCAGAUCUUCCUUCUCGUGAACUCCAUCGGUCUGAACGAACAGGAGCUGCUGUUCCUCACCCAGGCAGCCUCGGGACCUCACUCCUCCUUAACCUCCUGGAACGGCGUCCCGGAUGUGGCUACUGUCAGCGACAUCCUUUUCUGGAUCUUGAAAGAACACGGGAGGACUUCAGCCAAGGCUUCGGAUCUCACCCGGAUCCACUUCCAUACUUUGGCCUACCACCUCCUGGUUACCGUGGAUGGCUAUUGGGCCAACCAGGUGGCGGCCGUGGCUGCCGGAGCCAGGGUGGCGGGGACCCAAGCUUGUGCCACCCAGACCAUCGACGCCAACAAAGUCUUCCUGAAGGCACCACUGGAGUUUGCCACUUCCAAGACGGACGGGGCCUCCAGAAUCUCCUUAAACCCAAAGGAGCCCAUAUCGGUGUGGCACCGGAACGGCGUCUCUUUCCACUACACCCCUGUGCUGGUGUGUAAAAGCCCCCUGCGGACUGUGGGCCUCGGGGACGCCAUUUCUGCCGAAGGACUCCUGUAUUCAGAAAUCCAUUCUCACUAACCGCUGAAUAAGAGAGAUCACUCCAAAAUGUCGGACCAAGCAGGUACAGACUGGGAAGUCAAGAUUGGAUCAGGAACCAAAGGGGGGGAGGGGAGAGAGAAUAAAUGGUAUCCAGAACUUGGACUGUUUGCCAUAGGAAUGUUUGUAACGCAACCAUCAGCCCUUUUUGGCCGAAGCGCGAAAGCAAAGCGCUCAGUUAUUAUUUUUUUAUUAAGUCCAUUUAAUUUGCUAUAAUUUCUAAAGUGAGGUUGUUUGUGGUGCCUGAUUAUUUUAGGUGGGAUAUAGGGAUGUUUUUCAGAAUCCUAUCAGCCAACUUCCUAUACUUGCUUGGAAGAUCAAUGUAUUUCCCUUUUAACUUUCCUACUUCCAAAGGGGUAACAACCCAUUUACAGGCAAGGGAAGGAUUUUCCUCUUAGGCUCAUAAAGUGACCUAGGGCUGCUUUCAAAAUAAUCAGAAGUUAUUCCCUUUUUUUAAAAAAAUUUAUUUGAAUUUAUAUCCCGCCCUUCUCCAAAGACUCAGGGCGGCUUACACUGUGUUAAGCAAUAGUCUUCAUCCAUUUGUAUAUUAUAUACAAAGUCAACUUUUAUUGCCCCCAACAAUCUGGGUCCUCAUUUCACCUACCUUAUAAAGGAUGGAAGGCUGAGUCAACCUUGGGCCUGGUGGGACUUGAACCUGCAGUAAUUGCAAGCAACUGCUAUUAAUAACAGACUGUCUUAGCAGACUCCCCCCCGCAGUGUUUAGACUUCAGUGGUUGUCAUUUAUAUUGUGGUGGCGAGAGGAAGGAGGAGUGGGUUUUAAGUCCCAGAGAGGAAGGGUGAGAUAAAACGUAUAACUAACGGCGGAACUGAAAUCUUUGAUUGUGAGAGAAUGGGAUUAAUGCCGGCAGACCUUAAUAAUGUACAGAAGCAGCCCUUGCCUUACAACCAGGAUUGAGUCUGGAAUUAUGACCGUAAGUUGUGGUUAAAACGGGUUACCCUGUGGCUGCGCCCAAUUUUGUGAACUUUUCGUGGCGGUUAAGCAAAUCCGUUUUAUCCAAAGGCGGAGGCGGAGAGGGUUUGCCAGGAAGUAAAAGAAAACGUCCGAAACCGUAAAAAAAAAAAAUAAUCACCAAAAAAAUGAUGGUUUACGUAUCCACAGAAUGCGACAAUCUGGUUGCCAAGCGACCAAAAUAGAAUCACAUUCCUGGGGAGGGUAUCGGAACAAUAAACCGAGUCGUAAGUACCUUUUGUGGGGCCCGUCGUAACUUCCAAAUGGUUGCUGAGUGACCUUCAUUAAGCGACGUGCUGUGUUCAUUAACUUUUCCCUUUUGUAAACUUAUUCAGACUCAAGGUUCAGUUAGAAAAAUAGCACCUCCUGAAAUUUUUUUUCUCCGUCGGAAUGUUUUAUUGAUUCGUUUUCAAAGCGGGGAGGUGGGGGAACAUCCCUCUCUCCCUGGUUGAAAUCCCCAAAAUGUUGCAUUCCCUUGAAACGGACACCUUCGUAGACGGAAUAGAUGUGCACUUGAAACGCUUCUUUGGAUCCUGUUCUGGAAAACUGGAUCCUGUCUUUUCACCAGAAAGCAACGAUAACGGCUCGCAUCGGGACUGCGGUGGCCGGGGACGGACGGACGGAUGGAUGUUUCUUCCUUGUCAUUUCCAGGGUGCUGUUUUCUCUGCCUGACUGAAUAUGCGAGAACUCCAGUGGAAAUGGGUCCCCUUUGGGUGGGCUUCUGCUCGAAGUCCGGUUGGAAGAGGGAACGCCAGAAUGGUGGCAAUGAGGAGCUAGCAGCUAAAAAAAUUAGAAGACUUGAAUAUGCAUUUUCUUUUCUUUUCUUUUUGUUUUUUUUGCACCUGCUCUUUUUUAACGAGAGAAAUGGUGGCAGUUAAAUGUGCAGCUUCUUUCUACAGCAGGGUGUUCAAACUCGAUUUCAUUCAGGGUUGUGUUUGAACUCGGGGAGGCUGGGGUGGGUGGGCAUCACUCAUGUCCAGGGGUCUUUGUGGUGGCCUGAAUGCUCCCCACACCCCAAGCUCUGUUUUUUGCUGGCGGAAGGUUGCAGGAGGCUGUUGCAGCCAAAAACAGAGCUCAGGAGGGCUGCGUGCGGUCUACCUGAACUCCCAUCUUCGCUGGCAAAGGAUUGCAGAAGUCCGUUGCAGCCGAAAACAGCUCAGGAGGGCUGCGCACAGUCCACCCGAGCUCCGUUUUCACUGGCAGAGGCAAUGCGGGCCAGUCCUUCGCUGUUUCCAGGGUAGCCCCGUGGGCCAGAUUAAGCACCCCAUGGGCCGGCUCCGGCCCCCGGGCCUUGCGUUUUGACACCCCUGUUCUACAGAUUCUGCACGGCUUAUGCUGAUGCAUUGCUUUAAUUCCACAGGGGCCACUAUGUGGGUGGCUACGUGGGACCAAACACUCCAUAGUUGUUCUUUCCGCUCCUUGUCUUAGUUCCUUGUAGAUUUCAGGUUCAAUUCCAUCUUGUACAAACCUAGCAAGCCUCUCUUUUUUUUUUAGCAAUUUCAUCCUAGUUAGAGUCAUCCAGGCUGGAUUGGGAGAUCCAUUGCCCGAUUUAAUGUUCCAUUCCCAUGUUUUCUUAUCUGUGGCCUUUCUGUUUUACUGCAUUCCUUCUACUUUGGAAUAUAGCCAAGUUUACAACCUUGUCAACUUUAAGACUUGUGGACUUCAACUCCAAGAAUCCCUCAGCCAGCAAAGCUGGGGAAAGGGGAAUUCUGGGAGUUCGAGUCCUCAAGUCUUAAAAAUGACCAAAUCUGGCGAACCCUGCACAAAAGCAAAGUAGCAAUACCAGCUGAAGAUUUACACAACUUCCUUUAUCCUCCUUCACGAGACCUCCUUCAAGUGUGGAUGGAGUUAAAAAACCCCAGCUGACACCUGAAGUAGAAAUUCUGUAGUUGCCCAAAUAUAUUUGAAGGGGGGAACUGAGCUACAAGAUGAUGAUGGCCCAAGAUGACGGCUAAAAGAAAUUAUAAUUGCAAAUUUGUGAGCUUUUCUGAAUCCCAGGAGGCUUCUUCCUAUCAUUCCUUUGUCCGUAGUGUUUGCCUGAUCGUUUUCAUUCGAAUCAAAAGUAAUUCAUUGCAAUCAUGUUAUCCAAAUUCUCAGGGAGGUGUUGGCUGGAGGUCCAAAUGUGCUUUAAACUGCAUAGAUUCAAUAGGUACCAGUCUGAACUGGGUGAUUCCCACCUCUGCCCUAGAACAGGGAUUUUCAACCUUGGCAACUUUUAAAAGUCCAGUGGACUUCAACUCCCAGGAUUCCCCAGCCAGCAUGGGGAAUUCUGGGAGCGAAGGUCUUAAAGUUGGCAAGGUUGGGACAGCCCUGGGGUAAACCAUAGGCAUCGGUUUUUCUUGGUGCCAGGCAGUUGUGAAACAUGCAGUUGCAAAACUCAACUGUGAAACGAAAAUUGCCUUUUUCUUUCUUGCUUGCCAAUAAAUAAUAGCAGGGAUUGAGUGGACCAUUUGUAGGAGCCUUCUCUGAAGAGGUGUCUUGAAUAGCUUUUCUUGCCAAAGUAUUCUGCCUGCACAGUUCCUAUGAAAUAAGUAUUUUUUAAAUCAAGUACGAGGUCUCGAAUAUAUAUAUAUAUAUAUAUGGGUGUAAAAAAGAAAAUCUUACGAUGCUGUGCAAUGGUGUUUUCAAUAAAUGUUGUUUUGCAUUUAAUGUACAAAA
Messenger RNA from Ahaetulla prasina, 5438 nucleotides. RefSeq names its product ADP dependent glucokinase (gene ADPGK). Lineage: Eukaryota; Metazoa; Chordata; Lepidosauria; Squamata; Colubridae. Gene Ontology annotation, cellular component: endoplasmic reticulum. The transcript is spliced from 8 exons. The coding region runs from base 317 to 1792 and encodes 491 amino acids. The record is from RefSeq and is a predicted model, not a curated record. Gene Ontology annotation, biological process: glucose metabolic process. Gene Ontology annotation, molecular function: ADP-specific glucokinase activity.